Leptinotarsa decemlineata (Colorado potato beetle) is the source of this 1032-nucleotide messenger RNA. Its product is annotated as mitochondrial import inner membrane translocase subunit Tim22. Lineage: Eukaryota; Metazoa; Arthropoda; Insecta; Coleoptera; Chrysomelidae. Gene Ontology annotation, cellular component: TIM22 mitochondrial import inner membrane insertion complex. Gene Ontology annotation, molecular function: transmembrane protein transporter activity. The record is from RefSeq and is a predicted model, not a curated record. Gene Ontology annotation, biological process: protein insertion into mitochondrial inner membrane.
ACAACGAACGACCUAACCUCUGAUUAUAAAAUUUUAUAAAUAUAUUAACGAUAUAGUUAAGAAGUGCAAAACUACAGUCUUCAGCAUUCUACUGUGGCAAAACUAUGUGAAAAGUAUUAGAGGAACCUCAAUAAGUGAUUGACUCUAGCGAGAACAGUAUAAUAUUGACAGUAAAAAAUUUUAUUUUCAAUCUACUCUAGGAGCUAUAUUCCUAAACAAAUUAUGACUGACUCUCAAGAAAAACGACAGUUUACCAGCGAAGAAUGGGCCUACCUGACGAAAUACUUCAUUGGAAACAACUACAGAUACAGGGAAAACAUAAUAAUACCUAAAAGUCUCGGACCUGUCCAAAUCAAAACGAAUGAAGAGAAAAUGGUCGAGUCUUUCUUUGAAAGCUGCGCGUUCAAAUCUGCCAUGAGUUGUGUAGUUGGUUAUGGACUAGGCGCAGCAAUAGGUCUUUUUUCAUCUAGUAUGGGUCCAGCUUCUGUUACGGACACCGCAGAGCCCCAGACAGCCCGUCAGGUAUUCAGAGAGAUGAAAACUACAACUUUAGGUUACGCCAAGAAUUUUGCCCUGAUUGGAGCCCUAUUCUCGGGAGUUGAGUGUGCUAUAGAAUCAGCUAGAGGGAAAUCAGACUGGAAAAAUGGCACCUAUGCUGGCGCUGUAACAGGAGGAAUGAUUGGAUUAAGAGCGGGAGUCAGAGCAGGUAUUGUUGGAGCCAUGGGUUUCGCAGCAUUUUCCACAGCCAUCGACUAUUAUAUGCAUUCAAGGUUUUGAGAAAAUAGUUGAUCCUGUUUAUGCCAAUGGUAGUUUCCAUGCAAUUCACCUCACUGCAGACAUCCUUUUUAUUAUUGUCGACUAAUUUCGAAUGAGGACAUGGGAUGUAAUUAUUCAAUGAAGCAAAUUCAACUGUCUAGGAAAUAAAAGAUGUAGACCACUUCUUGAAGUACUUUUUUAAAUUGUAAUUAUAGUAGUUAGUUAAAUGAAUGCCUGUGGAAUAAUUGGGUGGUUAAAUAAAUUAUAUUCAUUGUU